Messenger RNA from Diorhabda sublineata, 4052 nucleotides. Its product is annotated as dynactin subunit 1-like. The coding region runs from base 156 to 3929 and encodes 1257 amino acids. The record is from RefSeq and is a predicted model, not a curated record. The transcript has 16 exons. NCBI's taxonomy places the organism in Eukaryota, Metazoa, Arthropoda, Insecta, Coleoptera, Chrysomelidae.
AGUGAUCCUUUCAAACUAAAGUCAGCUGUAUAUAUGUCACUAUUACUGUCAGUGUCAUCAGUAAAACUUUAAAUUGUGAUUUUUAAGUAAAUAUGUUUAAAAAUAAUUAAAUAUAAUUGCUUGUUAUUAAUUUAUUAUCUGAAAAAUUAGUCAAAAUGUCAGUGCAGUUGAAAAUCGGUCAACGUGUUGAGGUGGUAGCAAAAGGGGUUCAAGGAACUGUCGCCUUCAUCGGUAAAACGGGCUUCGCCCAAGGAACAUGGAUUGGUCUAGUAUUAGAUGAACCGAAAGGAAAAAACAACGGUUCUGUUAAGGGACAAGAAUAUUUCAAGUGUGAAGAAAAUUACGGUAUGUUUGUUAAAGAAAAUCAGGUCGUUCAGCUUGAUGAACAAGGUAAACCAAUUGCGAAUAAAGACGUACCUCCUUCAAAAAUCGCCAGAAGUAGACAAAGUGUGCCCAAUACAAAACCUAAACCCACUACCUCGAGGAUUUCAUUGGCCAGCAGCCGACACUCCUUAGCAGGUAGCCGACAAUCUUUAUCAGGCAGUAGACAAUCUUUGUGCGGUAGUAAAACACAUUUAGAAUCACCUUCGAUUGAAAGACAACCUGAUAUUAACGAAUCCCAGAGCCAAACUCCAAAAAGAGCGUCUUUUGUUGAAACGGGAUUUGUUGAAACACUUAAACCUCAAUUUACACCAGGGCAAGCUAUGAUAACAACACCAACUCCCGUAACUUCAAUGGAUGACAAAAUCAGCAGCCUGCAGCUACAACAAGAAUUAGAAAAUAGAAAUCAGCAGAUUACGGAUCUUACUGAAAAAAUUGAGACGUUGAAGAUAAAAAGGCAAGAGGAUAAAGAGAGAUUGAAGAAUUAUGAUAAAUUGAAGAUACAAUUGGAACAAUUGAUAGAAUUCAAGUCGAAGAUAAUGAGCAGCCAGGCCAGUUUGCAGAGGGAUCUACAAAAAGCUAAACAGGAAGCUAAAGAAGCGGUGGAAGCUAAGGAAGCGCACGCCGAAGAAGUAGCAGAUCUAGCGGAAGCAGUAGAAAUGGCUACUUUGGAUAAAGAAAUGGCGGAAGAGAAAGCGGAAACGUUACAAUUAGAAUUGGAAGUAUGUAAAGAGAAAUUGGAGGAGGUUACUUUGGAUUUGGAAAUAUUGAAAGCUGAAAUGCAAGAAAAAGGCGCGAAUUUUUCAACUACGGAAGAUCAAAUGUCUGCGUACGAGGUGAAACAGUUGCAACAACAAAACGCUCGUUUGAGGGAAACUUUGGUGAGGUUGAGGGAUCUGUCGGCCCACGAGAAACACGAAUAUCAGAAAUUAUUGAAAGAUAUCGAUCAGAAAAAAUCGGAAAUUACCGAAUUGGGAAAAACUAAGGAGAAAUUGAGUACGCGAGUUGAGGAAAUGGAACAGCAAAUUAGCGAUUUGCAAGAACAGGUAGACGCAGCUUUGGGUGCCGAAGAAAUGGUGGUGAUUCUCAGCGAUCAAAAAUUAACUCUCGAAGAAAAAGUGGCCCAGUUACAAGAAGAAGUCAUCGAAUUGGAAGCUUUGCAAGAUAUGAACGAUCAGUUGGUAGAAAGUAACGCCGAAUUAGAGGCAGAUUUGAGAGAAGAAUUGGAUAUGGCCCAGGCGGCUACAAGAGAAGCUUUGAGAGAUAGAGACGCUGCUUUGGAAACGAUCGCCGAUAGAGAACAAACGAUAAGUAAAUUCAGAAAUCUCGUACAUCAACUACAAGAACAAUCUUUGGAUCUUCAACAUCGUUUGGAAACGGAGACCAGCAAACCUGUAUCGGCUUUACCUGAAAUAAUCGAUUUCAAGAAAAUGUUUACAGAAACUAAGGCUCAUAUCAAAGCAAUCGAUUUGGAAUUGAGACGAAUCGAUAUACAUCAGUUGCAGCAACACAUUAAAUUUUUGAGUGCUUAUAUGCCGGAUUCUUUCAUGACCAGAGGAGGAGACCACGACGCCGUUCUCGUUAUACUACUUAUACCGAGGUUGAUACAAAAGUUGGAAAUAAUUUUGGGUCAAGCGAAAGACAAAUUCCGUGGUAUCGACAAAAUCGACAAGAACGCCGUCCUCAAAGGGCAUUCCGUCAACCAAUAUACGUUCAAAUGCAAAAUCGGUUUCUACAUUUACGCCCUACAGAUAAUCCUCCAUCAAUAUUUCCACGUACUCAACACCUGCAAACCGGAUGUGUUGUUAAAAGCCGGCGCCGCAUAUCCGGAAAUGGCGGCGCAGGAAAAGUUGAUCGACGAUUAUAUCGAAUUGUCGAAAAGGGAUCAGCUCGACGAAAAUGUAUCGACGGAAACUUUGGAAAAGUGCGUUAAUUAUUUCAAUACGUUGUUUCCGGUUUUAUUCGGCGCGGAUAUUAAAUUGAAUCACAUGCAAUUGCUUAUCGAUAACGUCAAAUGUUUGACGUCGAUCGUCGACGGUUUCGUCGUAGAUUCUACGGUUAUAAAAUGUCUGAUGGAAUCCACGAAAGGCGAUAUGGAACUUCUAGUUCAACAUAUCGUAACGGCAUCAGAUUCUCUCCAACAGCAACUGAAGUUAAUCAAAAGAAGAUUACCAUUGGACACCAACAUCUCGAAUUUGGGUUUGAACAAAGAAGUACAUGAAAAUAUGUAUCAGUGCUACCAGCACGCUUCAAAAAUAUCCAAAACUUUGAACGACAUCGUUAAAAGUACCGUCCAAACUGUAUUAACCAGUGGAGAAUCCGAGAAAUUAGUCCCACAGGAUAAAGUUAAGGAUAUAGCAAUCAACGCCAGCGAGAAAUUCUACGAACAGGACGAUCUAGGACCGGUCCAAAGUUUAAAGAACUCCCUGAAUUUCAUCCUUACUCAGAUCACUCAAUUGGCGCAAUAUCUACACGAUAACGAAUACGAAAUAACCACGGCGAAUAAAAACGAAGAAAAAGUGACUUCGCCUAUCAGGAUAAGAGCCGAAUCCGUAAAGAAGGAAUUGGAACAAACGAAAACGUUGACCAGCAAAUUGGAGAACAAAGAGUCCGACAUAAAGGAAUUGAAGAGAAUGUUGAAAGAAAAACAAGAAUUGUAUUCCGAGAUGACUAUACGCAAAGAAUUGGCCGAAAAGAAAUUGGGUAACGUGAAUAAAGAUUACGAAAUGACUAUAGAGAAGUUGCAGAGGAAAUUGGAAGAGGCGCACAAUAAUUAUAAGAAGAAAGAGAAGGAAUUCGAAGAGACUUUAGAUCACUUACAGACCGAUAUCGAUUCUUUGGAAAAUGAGAAAGGGGAAAUGAAGGAGAAACUUAAAAUUUUAUCCAAGAAAGCUGCUUUGGAAGUAUCUUUAUCUAAAGGAUCUCAGUUGCCUUCUUUGCAGUCGUUAGGCCCAACUUUACCUGCCGUAGUUAAAGAUUCUCCGUUGCUGAUGCAAGAAAUAGACAAUUUGAGAAAAAUAUUCCACCAAGAACGCAAUAAGAGAAUCCAAUUGGAAAAUAGAAAACUCAAAGAACAACUAGACAGUAUGGCGCCGCUUCCAUCCUUCAAAAACGAACCCGACGAAAUUCUAGAAACCCUAUUCCGAGAAGGAUCCGAUUUGAAUCAGAAACUUCUCGUUCACAUGUCCAAACCCACUUUUCCCGCUAUCUACAAAUUAAAACCGGGAAACGGUCCCGCGGCUUGGAAACGACAUUUCGCCGAAGAACACAACAAAUUAAUAGUCUUGAAUAGAGCCAGAGAGCAAUUUCAAUCUAAAGUAGCAGCUGAAGCCGUUAAAAGAAAAUUUGGGGCUAGGAUCGAAUCCGAUUUAACAAUUUUUCCAACAAAAGAAAUGACAAAGGCUCUAAACGAAACUAAGGCUAUAAAUAUAGGAUUCGUGAAAAUUUCCAAGGAAUUGUUACCAUCAAACGAAAAACCGAAAGUGAUCGAUGUAGAAGUAGACUGCGAUAACUUACACACUAUAUUACAAACGUUAUUAGUUAAGUAAAAAUCAAUUUUAUAUUUAAAUUUAUUUAACAAUAUUAUUAAUAACAUGAAAACGCUUGAAUAAAUUUACUUAACCCACUUGAAAUUCUUUUUUUUCUAAUAAGUAGUUUGUAGAUAAUCAACU